CCCAGCCACAGCCACAGGCGCCUGCCUCGCCUCACCUCGCUCCGUCCCCGAUAGAUCGAUCGAUCGAAGCCGACGAAGCAGCGGGAAAAACUAGCCAGCACCAUCCCCCCUCUCGUCAACCGUUUGCCGCGCUCCGAUUUGAACCGCCCCCACCCGAGCAGCGGAGGGCGGAGGCCGCCUCGCCGCCUCGCGGCCGCGGGAACCCUAGCCGAUGGCGGCCUCCGUAGAGGCGGCGGCGGCCCCGGCCCCGCCCCCGCCGGCCGUGGGCGGCGCCGAGGAGGCCGGGGGCGGGGGUGCGUCGGAGCAGGCCAGGGCGCUCAUCGGCGCGCUCAACCUGCUGUCGCGCAACCUCCCGCUGCCGCCCGCCGUCCUGCACGCCGUCUCGUCCAUCUACCACGGCGGGGGCGGGGGCGGGGGCGGGGACGCGUGGGAAGGGGAGGAGGAGGAGGUGGCGGCGGCGGUGGAGGCUGGGGAUGGGUGCGGGGAGAGCGGAGAGGGGGAUGCGGAGGACUGCGCGGAUGCCGGCGGUGCGGAUGAGGGACUCACCUUGAUUGGAGAGCUUGAAGAUGCUGUAUUGACAAAUCAAAGACCAUACAUGUCAUACUCAGAGUUGACUGCUUUAAAAGAAGGGCGCUUCAACACAUCCAUUCAGCAUAGGCUUGCUGAACUUGAAGGAUUGCCGUCUACUAGGGGUGAAGAUCUGCAAAUGAAGUGUUUGCUUGAAUUGUAUGGGCUUAAGUUAUUAGACUUGCAGAAGAAAGUUAGGUCUGAUAUCGCUGCAGAAUACUGGUUACACAAAAAAUGUGCACACCCUGAUAGGCAAUUGUUUGACUGGGGCAUGAUGCGGAUACGGUAUCCUUUUACUAUGUAUGGGAUUGGAGAUAGUUUUUCAAUGGAUGCUGAUGAUAUCCACCGCAAGAAGAGAUUCACAGAGAGGAUCUCAAGACUUGAAGAGGAGGAGAAGAACCAGGCAGAGAUCAGGAAGAGGAAAUUUUUUUCAGAAAUUCUUAAUGCUGCUAGGGAAUAUCAGGUGCAAGUACCAGCUUCUUACAAAAGGAAAAAGCAGCGGAAUGAUGGAGUUCUGGCUUGGCAUCUUCGUGCACGUCAACGUAUAAAUCGCAUGGAAAAGAGUAGAUUACAAGUUUUGAAAGCUGGUGAUCAAGAAGCUUAUUUGCGUAUGGUUGAGGAGAGCAAGAAUGAGCGCUUGAAAAUGCUCCUUGACAAAACAAACGAGCUUCUUGAAGGAAUAGGGAAAGCUGUGCAGAGACAAAAAGAUGCUGAGCAUGUUAGUCGCCCUGAAGGAUCUGAAGUGCCAAAAGGGUCAGAAUCUGAUGAUUGUUCUCAGGUAUCAGGCCUCAAGAUUGAAUCCCCUGAGGAGGAAUCCCCAUCAGAUGUUGAUGCAGAUCACAAUGGUUCUGCUGAUCAUAGUAAAUUUAAUGCUGGCCAUAGGCUUGAUUCUACUGUCCAUUCCAUUGAAGAGAAGGUAACGGAACAGCCAGCAGCUCUUGAAGGCGGGGAGUUAAGACCAUAUCAAUUAGAGGGCUUGCAAUGGAUGCUUUCUUUAUUCAACAAUAAUUUGAAUGGUAUUCUGGCUGAUGAAAUGGGUUUAGGGAAAACAAUUCAGACGAUAGCUUUGAUCGCCUAUCUAUUGGAGAAGAAGGAGGUUACAGGACCACACUUAAUAAUAGCCCCAAAAGCUGUAUUGCCAAAUUGGUCUAAUGAAUUCAAAACUUGGGCUCCCAGCAUUGGGACGAUUCUGUAUGAUGGUCGUCCAGAUGAUAGGAAGGCUCUGAGGGAAAAGAACUUUGGAGAACGGCAGUUUAAUGUUUUGCUCACACACUAUGACCUGAUACUGAAAGAUCUGAAGUUCUUGAAGAAGGUUCACUGGCAUUAUCUGAUAGUUGAUGAAGGACAUCGUCUGAAAAACCAUGAAUGCGCGCUUGCUCGCACACUAGUUUCCAGAUAUCAAAUCCGUCGUCGAUUACUUUUGACUGGCACUCCGAUUCAAAACAGCCUGCAAGAGCUGUGGUCUUUGCUUAACUUUAUUCUUCCCAACAUAUUUAAUUCAUCGCAGAAUUUUGAGGAAUGGUUCAAUGCACCAUUUGCAUGUGAAGUUAGCCUUAAUGAUGAGGAACAGCUGCUCAUUAUACAUCGUUUGCAUCAAGUUCUGCGUCCAUUUUUGCUGAGGAGGAAGAAAGAUGAAGUGGAAAAAUAUCUUCCUGUGAAAACACAAGUAAUACUCAAGUGUGACAUGUCUGCUUGGCAAAAAGCAUAUUAUGAACAAGUCACGAGCAAUGGAAGGGUUAGUCUAGGAUCUGGUCUCAAAUCAAAGGCUCUGCAGAACCUAUCAAUGCAACUUAGAAAAUGCUGCAACCAUCCCUAUCUGUUUGUUGAGCAUUAUAACAUGUAUCAGCGGGAGGAAAUUGUUAGAGCAUCAGGGAAGUUUGAACUGCUUGAUCGGUUACUUCCAAAAUUGCGGAGAGCUGGCCACAGGGUUCUGCUUUUCUCUCAGAUGACAAAACUGCUUGAUAUCUUAGAAGUAUAUUUGCAAAUGUACCAAUUCAAGUACAUGAGGCUUGAUGGAUCUACAAAGACUGAAGAGCGAGGGAGACUAUUGGCAGACUUCAAUAAGAAGGAUUCGGAAUAUUUCUUGUUUCUUCUCAGCACCCGAGCUGGAGGCCUAGGUUUGAACUUGCAGACUGCGGACACUGUUAUUAUUUUUGACAGUGAUUGGAACCCUCAAAUGGAUCAGCAGGCUGAAGACCGUGCCCACCGUAUAGGACAGAAGAAUGAAGUGCGUGUAUUUGUUCUUGUUAGUGUUGGCUCAAUUGAAGAAGAGAUUUUGGACCGUGCAAAACAGAAGAUGGGUAUUGAUGCAAAAGUUAUCCAGGCUGGGUUGUUCAACACAACCUCCACAGCUCAGGAUAGGCGAGCAAUGCUACAGGAGAUCCUGAGGAGAGGAACAAGCACACUGGGAACUGAUAUCCCUAGUGAGCGUGAAAUAAAUCGUUUAGCCGCUCGCAAUGAUGACGAAUUUUGGUUGUUUGAGAAAAUGGAUGAAGAAAGGCGGCAAAGAGAAAACUACAAACCCAGACUCAUGGAGGGAGUUGAGGUUCCGGACUGGGUGUUUGCCACAAACGAACCCUUUGAGAAGACACCUGCAGAUGAACCCCAGAAUGUUCUAUUAACUACCAAGAGACGCAGGAAAGAGGUUGUCUACUCAGACUCUUUUGCUGAUCAGUGGAUGAAAGCAGACGACGGAGUGGAAGACAUCCGAAAGACGACUCCAAGAGCAAAGCGGAGCGCCUACUCGUCUGAUGUACAAGAAGUUGAUUUCAAUGAGAGGAGGAAAAGACACAGAACUCUAGAGAACAUUGCAGAUGAUGCAAGCAUUCCAAUGUGGACACCAGAGAAAGUAAGGGCUGGUGUUUCUUCAUACAGCAAGGAUGAGAAUGAAGACGAUGCCGAAGAUGAAUCCACCACUAGUGGUUUGCAGCAGGGUGGCAGUUUCACAUGGAAGACCCUGAGAAGGAAAAGGUCAAGCCACUUCUCCAAUUCCUCGUCAGAUUCGAGAGGGCGCUCGGCAUUCUAAAUUGGAAUCCAGUCCACAGAUUCUCACUGAUGAGCUCGAACCCUCCUUUGAGAAAAGUGCUCCUGAUAGAAAUUAACAGGGGUUAAAUUUAGGAGUACAUUUUAGCUUACCAACUUUAGGAUUAGUGGUAUUGUAUUGUUUUUUGUUGGUACUAAAUUGUGUCCACCAGAACCGAAACAUAGUUUUAUAUCUAGUGACUUUCUGCAAAGUAGAUAUACUGUUUAUCAUGGUGUGAUACAUCCAAUGGCUAUCUGGUAUGAAGAAUUUACUGUUGGCCAUGGUUUGGUAGUGUUUAUUGGCAAUCUAUUGGGCUGACGGUGUUAAUCUAGCGCUAGGUGUUUCUUCAAUGGAUCAUAUUCAUAUUGUGUUUGACGCCCGCGAUCAAUUAUGCUUACGAUGAAACCAGAAAAAAAA
This is a messenger RNA of Oryza brachyantha (malo sina), 4006 nucleotides long. RefSeq names its product probable ATP-dependent DNA helicase CHR12. Gene Ontology annotation, biological process: positive regulation of transcription by RNA polymerase II. The transcript is spliced from 12 exons. Bases 212 to 3592 code for a protein of 1126 amino acids. Gene Ontology annotation, molecular function: ATP-dependent chromatin remodeler activity; ATP binding; histone binding. The record is from RefSeq and is a predicted model, not a curated record. Gene Ontology annotation, cellular component: nucleus. Lineage: Eukaryota; Viridiplantae; Streptophyta; Magnoliopsida; Poales; Poaceae.